Molecule: messenger RNA, 2711 nt
Organism: Musa acuminata AAA Group (dessert banana)
Lineage: Eukaryota; Viridiplantae; Streptophyta; Magnoliopsida; Zingiberales; Musaceae
Exons: 6
Coding region: 182-613 (143 amino acids)
Source: RefSeq, a predicted model, not a curated record
ACCACCUAUCAUUCUAAAUAAUGAAUGGCUACUAAUAGCUUGCAGAUAUAGUGGUUUGGCAUAUUCUUGGGCAGUGAUCGCCGCCUCAGGGUCAAUCAAUACUGUCAGGGAUGACUGGCCUUCGUAUCAUUAUGAUCCAGUGAGAGAGAGAGAGAGAUGCAUCUUCACGCAAGGGGAAGAUAUGAAAUUGAGCAUUGGGAUGCAGUUGCAAGAGGCAGUGUUCCUUUUAGGGGAUUGGUGGGUGAUCCUCAUUUGUCUGCGCCACCUCCUUUCUGGAAUGGUGAUGAAGGGAUUGGUGGGAACAGGUCUAUGGAGAAUAAUCCAUGGAGCUAAGCAAAGCAGCAAGUCUCGAGUGACUCAUCAGUCUCAAUGCAUUCUUAAGGCUUUGAGUUCUGAUCCAUGGGAAAAAGGUUUUAUAUGCUUCAUUCACCAUGGUAGCUGCAGCUGCAGUGAUCAAUGUGCAUGUUUGCCUCCACUCCAAUAUGUUGAGUUAAAGAUCUGGCAUCCACAAGUUCUCGAACGAAUCUCAAAGGAGUCGAUCAAGUCUCCUGCGUGCAUCUCGAAGCAGGAUCCAAGUCCGAAUGAACAUGCUAUGGAGGCCUCAUUUCACUGAAGCAAAAAGCACAGACUCUUUCGUUGAAGGAUGACGAAGACUGAUCCGGUAAGUUUUCCUCGCUAACAUGUGUUUCUUGUUUGACUCGAAGUUAUUGGACUCGUCUUCUCUAUUUGGAGACCAUGCAUGGAUCUGAGCAGAGCCCAUCGAGCUUCCGCACGAGUUUUCCUCUCUAAGAGGUGCGAGACCUUAAUGAUCAUGAUUGCACAUCUGAUACCCCCCCCCCCGCAUUCAGGGUUGACCGACCCGGAAAACAUUAAAGGGGUGAUGUGGAUCGGCUGUGAUUUACGCUCUCGCAGGUCUGUUGCGGUGGGGGCCCGUGCAUAUGGGCCUUUGAGAGACCACGUAGAAUGGUCUAUGUAAAAAAUAAUAUAUUAAUAAGAUAAUUGUACAAUACGUACAAUAAAUAAUAAUUUAUUUAAAUAAAAUAUAUCUUUAGUCGGUCAAAAAUUUUGAACUGAAAUCCCACCCCACUGUGUAGGAUUUCAGUUACUUCCAAAAGUAAGUUUUCAAUGAUAGUUCUUUUUUUAUUUUUAUGUGAUGACUACAAGCAUAAUAAAAAAAUAUAUAAGAAGCCAACGAAAUCAGAGGUAUACAUCUAUAUAUAUGAAAAGACAACAAAAGAAUGGUUGUUGUCUAUAUUAUUUUUUUAUAUACAUGUAUAUGAAAAGACAACGAAGUCUUUUACGGGCGGAAAUCGAAGGUAGCAAUACAGUUAUAUCUAGCCGUGGAUUUUGAUCAAAGAUGAGAAUCAUAAAAUUAACGGCUGGAGAAUGCUCACUCGCUCUAUGUGGCGUCAUGCGCCGUCAGUGCCGUGGUUGGAAUCGACGGAUGAUUCCAUGUGGGACCCGUAUGUGGAACGGUUGCCUUCUCUCACAACAAGGCGUUAGUCGGGUGGUCAGCUUAAUCCACGACAAGCGGUAAGUUAACCUCGAAUGUCCAGAUGACCUGGUCGAGUGGGAGCGCCACCGACGUCUGAGGUUCUGGUCACCUCGUGUGAGAGUAAGAAGAGCAGAAUUUUCGGUGAUUUGCUGCCGCUCUCGGACUUUUGGGCUUUACUUUACCUGACGCAUGGGCGGUAAUCGCACGGGUGAACACGUGACUCCGUAUGCCCUUUAUAUGCCGGUGCGGAGGCGCUUUGGCGGGAAUCGGAGCUUUUCUUGGAGUCUUCCACAUGAGUUCUGGUAUUUAGCAAGGGAAGCGAUUAGGAGGCGGUGGCACUAUGGUGGGUAGAAACAGGCGUCUCCGAUUGCGCCUGUGGUUGAUCAUCCUGAAGAUUCUAGGACGGGAUCGGUGAGUCAUCUUCCGUUUCUUCGAUGUUUUAUUUCCUUUUCUUUGUCCUCUCUGAGAAUUUCUUGAGAUUUUCCUGUUCUUGGACGGCGAUUUAUCUGGUAAUCCUGCUCGAGUCGAUGGUUUUGUUUGGUCCUCGUGUGUCGAAGCAUGAAAUUUCUGAGAACCAAAUCGGAUUUGAGCUACUUGGUUUGAGAUCGAGAAUACUGUUGCAUCAUGAUAAGCUUAUGGGUUUGGAGGGUUAUUUGGUUCGUAUUUCUUUUACAUGUUGCCGUGUCCAUCUUUCACUGUCGAUGCGGUAGGAUUCCAUCAUACGGAUCCCCAUCGGGUAUUGUCAGAACCAAGUAUUUCUUCGGAGUCGAUAACUCGUGCGAUGAUUGAUCUUGGUUUAAAAAGGAUCCAGGGGCGUGUCACAGGAGCCCCCCGCCAUGGGCGGAGCCGAAUCCUGAUUAGGGGAGGCAUGGAAAUCCUAGAUUCUUCAUUUUUUUCCCCCUCAUUUUACUUGUGUUUUUCAAUAUAUUCCAUUUUGGCAGGAUAGUAUGCUUGAUCUUGCUUUAAGCAUGAAGCAAACUAUAUUGCAUCGGCAUGAGAUUUCUAUUCGAUAUGAAAACAAAAUCACGUUAUUCUGUUAUUUAGGAUUAUUAUGAUGAUGACUUAUGGAACUUGUUUUUCUGUCACAAAUAUUAACUAUUUUUUUAUCGGUUGAAUAGUUGCAUUUUACUUUAUUAUUAUUAUUUUCAUAAUCAUUUUAUCUUUUAUUGAUUGCUUAUUUUCUAAAAUAAAUUAGCAUCACCUGUUUUUUUUUUUU